Drosophila busckii is the source of this 1058-nucleotide messenger RNA. RefSeq lists its product as uncharacterized. NCBI's taxonomy places the organism in Eukaryota, Metazoa, Arthropoda, Insecta, Diptera, Drosophilidae. The record is from RefSeq and is a predicted model, not a curated record. The transcript has a single exon. Bases 203 to 955 code for a protein of 250 amino acids.
AUGCGUUUUGAUUGUUACCUAAACACAUUGGACAUAAAUAUUCAAUAUUUAAAAUUGCAUUGCUAAAUUAAAAUAACUAGAAUUUUAGGCACUGGUGUAUAAAGUUGAUAAUAGCUUAAGCGUUCUUUGGUGUCAGCAAAAACAUAUUAUUCUUAGACAACCAUUGGCUGUGAAAUACGAAAUUGUAUAGUAUAGAAUAAAAAUGAUUCGCGGUACGAUAUCAUUAUGGCAGAGUGGAUACCAUCUCCGAAGCCGGUUUUGUUUGUCUGUCAUGCACCGACUAUACACAAAUCAGUUAGGUGACUGUAAGACCACAUUGCCUGCUAUGGGCACGUGUAAUCUUGUUCAAAGGGCUGCUGAAAAUAGUCGCAAAACGAAACCAAAAACACAUGAAAGCCAAGAAAAUAAGAAAAGCGCAGAGAGCUUGGCUCGCGCUUACAACGUGCUAAAGAAUACGUUGCCAAAACUAUUCGUUGAGCCAUUGGACUACUCCAUUUACAGUCCCAACCUUAUUUUUCAAAACAACAUUACGGGCAAGCACACAAUUGGUCUGUAUCAUUAUGUCAAGCAAAUUGCAAUACUACGUACAGUUGGCCACCUCAAGUACGCGUAUGUUAAAUUUGAAAUACUAAAGAUUACACAACAUCCUGAGGAUUAUACAGUACGCAUAAGAUGGCGAGUUAAAGGCAUCUCAGGCCUGAAAGUAAUGUUUCAAUUUUGGAAAUACAAAAUCUGGCAGCUGAAGGAAGUACUCAAGGACCAAGAGGCUUGGUAUGAUGGGUUCUCCAUAUGCUACCUUGGCGAUGAUGGCCUAAUUAUCAAGCAUAUUGUUGACAAAGUGAUGCCAGAUGAAAAUCUCGAAAUCAUGUCCAACAGUACAGCGUCUGCGCUGCCCACUGGCUCGCUGGCAGCGACCGCUUCGCAAAAGAUUAGUUUUUCUUCAGUAGCCGCGUAGAUAUUUAUUGUUUAUUCAUAAUGUCCACUAAGUCAUGAAUCACUGUCAAUAAAUCUAACUUUUGUUAAAAAUAACCAGCUGCAGUGCUCUAGCAAAAAAUAAU